AUGAUUGACUUCCGGGGAAAGCCUCUGUAGAAGAUGUUUGUAUUUGGCUACUAUGUAGGCUAGCCUGUUUAUGAUAUCUUUCUAUGUUAUAGUAAUACGUUUGAAAAGCGAUGUUGACAUAUUUCAUUGUGCUUGUAGUGGCGUGUUUAACUGCGCUCAUGGUUCCAUAUGAUUGGGCAGCUGUAUGGGAUGCGAUGCUUCGCUCACUUGGAGCAUCAAAUGCACCUGUCCGGAUGAUAACGAAAAGUGAGCUCUCUAAAUACAACGGGGAAGUCAAUCGCCCAGGGUUAUACGUGGCAGUUUUGGGACAGGUAUUUGAUGUAAAUAAAGGACGCAAACAUUACGGCCCAGGUGGAGGUUACCAUUUCUUUUCAGGUAAAGACGCAUCCAGAGCAUUUGUGACUGGGGAUUUCACAGAAGCGGGACUGACUGAUGAUGUGUCUGACCUUUCCCCCUCUCAAAUUGUGGCUCUGUAUGACUGGCUGACGUUUUAUCAAAAGGAUUACACCCCAGUUGGAAGGGCGGAGGGCUAUUUCUACAGCGCUGAUGGGGAGCCCACGGAGGCCCUGCGGCAGGUGGAGGUGGCCUUAGAGCAAGGCCUGCAGCUCAAGGCCCAGGCCCAGGCCCACAGUGUGCAGUACCCGCCCUGCAACACAGAGUGGAGCUCCGCAGGGGGACGCGUCUGGUGCUCCACACAGAGUGGCGGUGUGAAAAGAGAGUGGGUUGGCGUUCCAAGGAAGCUCUUCUCUCCUGGUUCCAGCCGCUCUCACUGUGUGUGCCUGCAGCAGGAGCUCAGCCGCUCGGACAACCCCAACCUGCAGGAGUACAGCGGCUGUCCAGCUGAGGCAGAAUCCUGCUUUGUCAGGGAACACUGAACUAGCACAGACAUUUCAAUCACACAGUCCCUCUUAAUCCUAAUCUGAAAUUCUUGAAGACUGAAAGUUUUUAUCACUGGUUGAAAAUAAAUGUUUUUUUUUUUUAGUAUGUCA
Alosa sapidissima (American shad) is the source of this 989-nucleotide messenger RNA. Its product is annotated as neuferricin. The transcript has 4 exons. The record is from RefSeq and is a predicted model, not a curated record. Bases 111 to 875 code for a protein of 254 amino acids. NCBI's taxonomy places the organism in Eukaryota, Metazoa, Chordata, Actinopteri, Clupeiformes, Clupeidae. Gene Ontology annotation, cellular component: endomembrane system; membrane.